Colletotrichum aenigma is the source of this 3654-nucleotide messenger RNA. It is a transcript of the gene PCA1-1, whose product is annotated as P-type cation-transporting ATPase. Bases 1 to 3654 code for a protein of 1217 amino acids. Gene Ontology annotation, biological process: monoatomic cation transport. The transcript has 3 exons. Gene Ontology annotation, molecular function: ATPase-coupled monoatomic cation transmembrane transporter activity; metal ion binding; ATP binding. Gene Ontology annotation, cellular component: membrane. Lineage: Eukaryota; Fungi; Ascomycota; Sordariomycetes; Glomerellales; Glomerellaceae. The record is from RefSeq and is a predicted model, not a curated record.
AUGCCCUGCGAAUCGGGUUGCUGUGGUCCGCCUAAGGAUCCAGCCCCGACCCCCGCACCAGCUGCCCUCCCUGGGACGAACACUAGUCUCACCGUUGCAGAGGAACGGAUUGCAGAGGGCGAUGGCAAAGACAGCAUCGAAGACGUUGAAGAUUUGAGAGAUGGAGACGGCAACCAAGGCUGCUGCGGCUCUGCGACCGACAAGCCAACCUUGAGCCGUGAAGUCAAUCCCACGGAUCUCAGUGAGAGCUGCCAGGAUCAGUGUUGCUCUUCAACCGCUGCUGAUGAAGAUAGCUUCGGUGCCGAGCAAUCGAAUGUCGCAGACGAUUGUAAGGACGGUUGCUGUGGCACUGUCAACAUGGAACGAAGCGAUAAAGGGAAAAGCGUUAGCUCUGCGGCUGCCAAAGUGGUCAACUCUUGCUGCGAUUCCAACACUGCAACUGAAGACAACUGCAAGAAGAAAUGUUGCGGCAACAACACCAUAAAAAACACCAUCAAAAACACCAACGUUGCCUCCGAUGACGAGUUCACACUGAAAGAUGAUUGUAAGAAGGGUUGUUGCGGUGAUUCCGUCAAAAAUGCAAGCGAGAUUGUCGAUGUUGUUGGCAACAACCCGAGCAAGCCAGACGAAAGCUGUGGUCCAAAGGUCAAUGCCGAAGAGAAAUACAACAAGGGAUGCUGCGAGACAGUCCAGGAGAGCAAGCCCGUUCAGACAAGCGGCACUUUGACUGCUAUCGAGCAUGACUGCUGCGCUCCGGUUGCCAAGGUUGAAGAGAAUUGCAAGAAGGGAUGCUGCUCCUCUCCAGUUCCAAAACCUCAGGAAGAGAAGGUUCCCAGCUGCUGUGAAGGCAAGACUUCUCCUUGCUGCGACUCGACUUGCAUUGAUCGUCUCGCUCUACGCGAGUGUACCAGCGGCAAGCGUUCCAACAGAAAAGCUCGAUCAGGAGCGGAAGGGUGCACUGGUGGAAAAGACGGGAAGCCAUGCCGUGGCCACGCCCGUACCGUUCGCGAGACCUAUCAGGCAAAGCUUGAAGCCUUGGGCUGCAUCUGCCGCGCCCUCCUCGCUCUCGGUCAAGAAUCGUGCUGCGCGCCUCGCGAUCUUGGUUCUUGUGCGGAUUCUUGUUGUGGCGAUGAGGAUCCGCCUGCCGCUUCCCAACCUCUCUGCAAGUCUGGUGCAAACAUCACCAACGAUAACGACCUUGAGAGGGGCGUGUCUGGAACAGAGCAUGUCGUUCUUAGUAUCUCGGGCAUGACAUGCACGGGUUGCGAGACCAAACUCAAGAGAACGCUUACCACCUUGGACGCAAUCAAAAAUCUCAAGACUAGUCUUGUUCUUGCGCGUGCAGAGUUCGAUCUAGACGUCGGAGUUGGCUCGGCGGACGAUGUCAUCAAGCAUCUCGAACGGACGACGGAGUUCAAAUGCGAGAAGAUCACGAGCCAGGGGGCCAGCAUCGACCUCCUAUCUUCUGGCCGGCCAGAGAAUUUGAUCAGCCAGCCAUGGCCGGCGGGCGUCACAGACAUACGUGUUGUUGAUAGCAAGACUGUUCACGUUGAGUUUGAUGCAGAGGUUGUUGGGGCUCGAGACCUGGUUGAAAAAGGUUGGAGCAGUCCCAUGGAACUUGCGCCCCCUCGAGCCGACCCGACACUUGAAGCGGGCGGCAAGCAUGUUCGCCAUGUUGGGAUGAUGACUUUGCUCUCUAUCAUCCUGACUGUUCCGGUUCUCGUGAUGGCUUGGGCACCUUUGCCGGAUAAUGAGGUUGCUUAUGGUUCAGCUUCUUUGGCAUUGGCAACUAUUGUUCAGAUUGCUAUUGCUGGACCAUUCUAUCCUACAGCACUCAAGAGCUUGAUCUUCUCCAGAAUGAUUGAGAUGGACCUGCUCAUUGUACUGAGUACUAGCGCCGCCUACAUCUUCUCAGUGGUGUCGUUUGGUUAUCUAGUCUCUCACAAGCCUCUGUCGACCGGGGAGUUCUUUGAGACGAGCACACUCCUCGUCACUCUCAUUAUGGUUGGCAGAUACGUUGGUGCGCUGGCUCGUCAGAAGGCCGUUGAGUCCAUUUCCAUCCGAUCUCUGCAGGUGUCCACAGCGACAAUCAUCGACACCUCGGGCCAGGAAAAGGAAAUUGACUCUCGGCUGCUUCAGUAUGGAGACACUUUUCGAGUUGCUCCCGAGUCUCGCAUUCCAACCGACGGCACAGUCAUAUCUGGUUCGUCUGAGCUAGACGAGUCUAUGGUCACGGGCGAAUCAAGAGUAAUCGAGAAAUAUGUAGGCUCUUCUGUCAUUGCAGGCUCGAUCAAUGGCUCUGGGACCCUCAAGAUACGCCUAACUCGUCUGCCCGAAGACAACACGAUCAGCAACAUCGCCGGGAUGGUUGACGAAGCCAAGCUGUCCAAGCCUAAAAUACAGGAUAUAGCAGAUCGUGUUGCGUCAUACUUCGUCCCAGUUGUAGUCACAUUGACGAUAAUUACAUUUGCCGUAUGGAUUGCCGUUGGAGUCGCUGUCCGCAAACAGUCCGGCUCCCAAGCAACGAUCCAGGCAGUCACGUACGCAAUCACCGUCCUCAUCGUAUCAUGUCCAUGCGCUAUUGGACUUGCAGUUCCUAUGGUGAUCGUCAUCGCCAGUGGAGUCGCUGCGGAAAAGGGCGUCAUCUUCAAGUCGGCCAACAGCAUCGAGGUCGCUUACAAGACCUCGCAUGUAGUUUUCGACAAGACAGGGACACUGACCCGUGGGGAAUUAAGCGUGUCUAAAGAAUCGUACGUUACUGGCGAUCCAGAAGCGACGCAAUCCUUGCUUCUUGGCCUUGUUGGUAGCAUCAAGCAUCCCGUAUCCGCAGCGGUUGCCGCCCACCUAAAGGCGAAUGGUAUAUUGCCAGCGCCGGUAUCCGAUUCCAAGACUUUGACGGGUAAGGGUGUCGAGGGAACCAUCUCUGGUCGCAAGCUCCGCGCUGGCAACUCGCGAUGGCUGGGUCUAUCGUCCGAUCCUGCUGUCGAGUCCUUCUUGUCGCAAGGAUACACCGUCUUCUGCUUCACGGUCGACGGGACGUUGGUUGCAUUGUUUGCGCUAGAGGACUCGGUGCGGCCCGAGGCUUUCGCAACCGUGUCCAAGCUGCAGGCCUCCAACGUCUCGGUCCACAUCCUUUCGGGCGACGAUGACGGAGCGGUCCAGGCGGUUGCUUCUCAACUCAACAUACCCGAGGCUAAUGUGCGCUCGCGAUGCAACCCCGCAGACAAACAGGACUACAUUCAGCAGCUCUUAGCCACACCCUCCACCCGUGUGUCCAAAUCGGGAAAGAAGCCGAAGAAGCCCGUCGUGAUGUUCUGCGGAGAUGGCACUAACGAUGCCGUUGCACUGGCCCAGGCUACCAUUGGCGUCCACAUGAACGCGGGCACUGACGUGGCUAGAUCUGCUGCCGAUGUUGUCCUGAUGCGACCCAGCCUGACCGGUAUCCUCACCGCCAUCGCGGUGAGCAGAAAGGCCAUCCAUCGGAUUGCAUUCAACUUUGGCUGGAGCUUCGUCUACAACUUGUUUGCCAUCCUCCUCGGCUCAGGGGCUUUCGUCAACGCCCGCAUCCCACCGGAGUUUGCUGGCCUCGGCGAACUUGCCUCCGUCUUACCUGUCAUCGCCGCUGCGGUGCUGUUGCGUUGGAGUAAAUUGUAA